AUGGCGACUGCAGCACCUUCACCCCUGGCCAGCUCUCCAGAGAAGACAAAUGGAAACAAGCUGAGCAGGCUUCUCAUCGAUGGCGGAACAACAGUACUGAGGAAUAUUUUCGAUCACUAUCACCCACCUGCCAUCUUGGCUUCUGGUCUCAAUUCCAAUUACUCCGUUCUUAGCAACCUUUUGCGUAGAAGAGUUCUAAAUGGCCGUCAGUGGAACAAGCUCUUUCCCCCUGGUGGAGGGGUACCAGACUCUAACACAUUUGACAUCACUCUUCUCUUCCUUCUGCUAACCAACAUUUGUGGUUUGAUCCCUCCCUCGUCAGGGUGGCAUGCUAAGCCAUUUCCGGGUGAUAGCUCUCUUGAAGCUAACCUUGCUCGAGUUAAGUUUUUUCGCAAUGAGUUGUAUGGUCACGUGACCUCCACGGGAGUUGAAACGACAUCUUUCACUACCCUGUGGCAAGAAAUAAGCACCACUCUUUAUUCGCUCGGUUUAGAUCAAGCAGAAAUUGACAGACUGAAGGCAGAGCAGGGAGGAGAGGAAGAUUACCUUGAUGCCUUAAUUGAGUGGGCUGACAGUGAAGAGGACAUAAAAACACAGCUAAAGGAUAUCCAGCAGACGCAACUUAAACUCAGUAAAACGGUUGAAGAUGGCACUUUAAAGAUGGAAGAGCUACGUCAAGGCCUAAGCAGAACUCAGGAUGUCGUAGAUGAAGCAGUGGAAAUAGAACUCAAAGGACAACAAGAAAUGAGGGCAGCACAGUCACGUUUAGAGGGAGUGUGUGAGUCCCAAGACGAAAUUCGUGCGUCAAUUCAAGUGGUAAAAGAGGAAGUAAAAAGCUUGACGAAAAAGAGAAACGAGCAGGCAGAUGAAGUGCUAAGAACUCUCGUGAAGUCGGAAUUCAAAGGAGACAUAGAAUUUCAUGCAAACAAAUUCCAGGAAGGAACUCGUGAGUGGAUCUUCAAAAGUAUUGAAGACUGGUUAGAUGACCGAGCAUCGCCACAUCGGGUGAUGGUAAUCAGUGGAAAUCCAGGGAUGGGAAAGACUGUUAUCUCCGCUGUUGUUUCGCAAAGAAUGCAAAAGACUGGAAGACUCUCGGGAAGCCACUUUUGUCAGCAUAACAAUUCAAGGUACAGAGAUCCGCGUUUAAUGCUCCAGUCUUUGGCCUGUCACUUGUGUCAAGCGAUGCCAAGUUACAAAGAUACUCUGGAAGAACAGCUGUCAAGAAAUCUGGGAAAAGACCUCAACAACAUGGGUGUAGAAGAACUGUUUGCGUUGCUGUUCAAAGAGCCUCUAAGCACGGUACAAGAUCCUGGAAGAAACAUCCUAAUAGUUAUAGAUGGCCUCGAUGAAAGCGAGUACCAAGGACGCAAUGAGCUUCUACAUGUAAUCAGUAACCACUUUCCUAUGCUUCCAGUUUGGAUGAGAAUUUUGAUCACAACUCGUCCAGAGAGGAGCAUAACAGAGGCAUUGCGACAUUUAGAGCCAAUCGAGCUUAAACAAAGGCGUGAGGAAAACUUAAAUGACAUUCAAACCUCGUUUGAAAAUCAACUCAGUAACAAAAUUGGUGAAAAGCAUAAAGAUAUUCUCUUGAAAGAGCUGGUUAAGAAAUCAGAAGGCCUCUUUAUUUACGCUUACUUUAUAGUGGAUUUUAUCCAAAAGAACGUUUCAAUUCUCACCCCCGAUCAGCUGGAAAGCGUAUUGCCUUCAGGUAUUUCAUCCGUUUACUUGUCCUAUUUCAAACGUUUAGAGAAUGAACUUUGCAAAGAGCUUCAUGCAGAUGAGGAACAUUUUUUGCGUUUCCUGUGUGCUUUGACCGCUUCAAGAGAACCCCUGCCAGUGGAAUUUAUUGCCAAAAUUCUAUAUCCUGGAGAAAAAUCAUUGACUGCGCAGCGAAAAGUUAAAAAAGCAAUAUCUUGCAUCUCUACACUGUUACCAGUUCGCGAGGGUCGUCUUCACUUCUUUCACAAGUCAAUCAAGGACUGGUUAAUAGCAUCAUUGCCUUAUGAACAACACGAUUUCGCGGCGGACGAGAAAGAAGGCCAUUACGCCCUUUCUGAUCUUUGUGCUUCUGAACUCGAUAGCUUGCAGCGAAAAGGGGUUCAUGACAGACAGUUUACGAAUACUGAAUCAUAUGCUUUGCAUCAUGGUACCCAGCACAUGCUUCAGGUGGUGAAUGAUCAUGACUGCGCUGACGAAACAAGAGCCAAUAGUGUCACAGCAGAACAGGUCUACAAAUACGCAACGGACCUGGAGCUUGUUUAUGCGAAACUUAAAGUUAAGAGCACGUUCGCUACAGAAGAUCUUCUCAGUCUUCACAGUCAAAGUUGCAGUUUAUUAAGCGAUGAAAGAGAUUUCGUUGUGACGUCUCUCCUUAGCCUUCUUAAAAAACACUCUUAUAUCUUGGUUGAUCACCCUCACCUACUUUUCCAAUGCUUGAUUAACGAAGGAAUUCCUGAAUUAUCGUCUUCAGCAGCAAUUAUCCUUGAAUCGUCAACACCCAAAAUACCCUACAUGAAACAUUUAAAGAAUGAAGACCAGAGAAGAGCUAAUAAGGCAAGGUUUUACUGUUCAGACAAAAUCGUUUGUUUUGAUGUUUCACCUGAAAUGGACUACUUGAUAUGCGAAUGUCGAGAUGGAACUAUCUGUCUGUGGUCCCUUCUGACAGGUAACAAGAUAUGGGUUCGGCCAACAUUGACGAAGAAAGAGUUCUAUUCUGGAUAUCCAGACGACAGUGCAUACCGUGUUGUAGGUAAUAACUCUUUGUCUUAUUACCGUUCUGUGACGUUUCAUCCAAAUGGGGAAUCUGUGCUAGCAGGGACACUGCAGUUUGUGUAUACUCUGGAUGGAGAUAGGAAAGACCUUUUCCCCAGCAGUGAUUGCUUUUUUUCAAAUUUCGUCUUCUGCAAAGACAAGAAAGAAGUUUUAACUGACCGCCCAAAUAAGCCAAAGGAGGUAGCCUUGUGGAAUAUAGUAAAUGGUGAAAACGUCUUAAACAUCGUUGCUGACGAAGAAAUUGCUACCUUUGCCAUUUCGGAAGACGGGUCACAAGUUGCUUUUUCCCAAGUGACUUUUGAAAUUGUUAUUUUUGAUCGAGUUAACGAAAGUGUCCAGAGGAUUCUUCGAACUGAGUCGGUGGUUUGUGGGCUGAUGCAUUUCACACCCGAUACUGAGAACACUCUUGUUUGCGGGUUUCUUGGUUUUACUGUCGAGUAUGAAUGUGGCACUUAUAAACGUUUAUUUUGUGAUCGACCACAGUUUUUAACUGUUAAUUCCGAUCUCGUUUUUGAUUCUGUUCAACCUAGAGCUUUUAGGUUAUGGCCAUACGACUCAUCAAGCACUUUGGAUUGGGAAUUGGGAUACUGGGAAUUAACGAUGCAGGACUAUUGGGUGCAUUGCGUAAUCCCCAGUAAGUUUUUGUACGCAGGCUCCUACAUCAGACUCAAUAAAGAGUCGGUAUUGGCUGGUAGCCCAGCUUGCAAGUACGUCGCUAUGGUAAACACUGAAGAGGUGUUUCGAUUGCAGAAUGGUGGAGUUGUCGUGAAGAUUGCAUUCUCUCUAGAAGGAGAUGCCAUUUAUUCCAUUACUUCAGAAUCAGAAUCUCUUCAUCAUAACUUAACGUUGACUGUUUUUAGAAUGUCAAAUAAUGAGCUGUUGAGCACAAAAAUAUUCCCUGGCCCCAUUUCCAUCUUUCCAACAAGAGAUGGCGUCAUGCUUCGAAAACAUGACAGAGUCACGGAGUUAUGGAGCUUUGACAUGUCCACUUGUCUUAGACCUCUUCCCAAGGUUACCGAAUACGAGAAAGUUUAUACUAUUUCAGAGGUAUUUAUAGCCUGUUGUUAUUCGGUGCCAUUUUACGAACUGUCGGAGGAUUUAGAGAAUGAGGGUUCAGAUAAUUCAGAAGACUGGCCUAAUGAUAUAGACGAAUGGUGUGCCGAUUCUCAAGACCAUUGGGUUAUUGACGUCUUGGACGUGACCAGUGCUGGCAGCAGGAUUGUUUCAUCACUGAAGGCCGAUUUGGAUGCCGAUGAAAUGAUAAUUUCAGUUCUAUGUAGUGAUCCAAGUCAAGUGUUACUUUGUACUCUUAAAGAGGAAGAUGUUGGAGUUCUCUUCUUGGAGAACGUAAAACUCAGUUUAAGGAAAAACGGUUUGAUUGUGUGGGAAAGAACAACGUGCUGGAUUGAUUCUAUAAUUGAGUCACACCUGCUCUGUUUACCUAGAAAUGAAUUUGUUGUCACUUGGAAUACUCUUGACCAAGGUCAUGGCUUGCAUGUACUUAAUGCAGAUACGGGAGAAACAUUACACGUCUUCCUUGGAGAACAAAAUGACAUUAUUGAUUGUAAGUUUCUCGAUGAUGAAUCUGUGGUUUGCUGCAGUGAGGACAACUUCCUUCGAUUGUAUAAUAUCAGAACAGGAGAUCUACUAAGUGUUCUAGACAUUGGAGAGCAACCGUUCUCUUUGGGAGCUUGUUUGUACCAGCCUCUUGUCGCCAUUGGUUUGUCCGGCACAAGAAUAAAAUUCGUCCACGUACAGUUGCCAAAAGAAACUAAAAAGACUGAAAGGUUAGUUUCUUUUAUCAGUUUCUUGGUCAUCGCGGUAGAUUAACUAUAUAGUGAAGCCCCUAAAACCAACCCUCGUUCUGCCAUCAAAAUGCCAUCGCAUAAAAGAGGGUUUCAGAUAAGAAAAUGAGUGUGUGUUUUCUUUGGUCGAAGCAAAUGCUGCGUCCUAGUGACGGUGUCCACUGAACUCAGGCAACAACAUGAUAUUUUCUUUUGGUACCUGUUGGUUCGAGUUGGUUGUAAAACCACUUUCGAGAUUUUUAACGUGGUUUAGGACUAGAACUCCUUUUUUCGUAGAUCCUCCACCGCACAAUGCAAGGCUGUCUAUCUUAGGUCCUUCACAGAUGCCUAGUCCCUUAAUGAACAGAGUAACGCAACUGGGUCUUUACAUGAAACUAACGACUUUCUUAUAUAAAUUGAAUUGUAGCCUCAGUCAUCGAACGCCAGUGAAUUAACCUCCUUAGAAGUCUCAGAGGAACUGAAACUUGACAAAAAGAGUUGGAUUCUCAAAUCAACGCCCCUGAAUUUAUCUGCCUUUCUGAGAACUCGUUGAGGGAGCUCCGUGAACACUGAAGAAGCAAUUGCGCAGCGAGGAUUGAAAUCCAUUGGAAUAGCCCUGAGGGACUGGAUUUUAGUUUUCAAGUUAGACAUGUUUGAAAUUUGCAUAUCAUCACAGGGGGGAGGGGGUGGGGUUACAUGGAAAGGAACAGGGGUGUGGAUACCCCUUAAUGAACCUAUCAAGAUCAGAAUGUUUCAGUAAUUAACCGAUUCGAUUGCUUUGAAAUUGAAACAUAGCCUGGAGAGUAGCAUAAAAACGUUUAUCUCGAAGGUUACAAAAAAUUAAUCGGGUUAUGAGAAUAUUAGUAGAAUUUUGCCUGUGCUGCAUCAUGGCAUUAAGGGUAUUCCAAGUUGACGCUAGCUGUCUGUAGAAACUAAUGUACAACGGCCAUAUCGUGGGAAUUGUAAGUAGUUACAGAGCUUAAACACAAAAAUUACCCAGAUACACAAGUGAAAAUCAAGUGGUUGGUGUUACUGUAUAACAGUGAAAACAGUCAGAUCUUUUUGCAGUAACGAGAAGGUGAAGCAAGCUCACUCGAUCUAAUAUUACUUCUCAUUUAGAAGAGGCCGGAAGCGCGUGCUUUUUUCUUGCAAAAUCGCGAGCAAUUAAUCCAUAUUUAUAACUUGCAUUCCGCUAUUUCGUUUAGCAUACAGCUAUUUCGAGAAAGGUUGUAGGAAAAAGUGCACGCGACAAUCCCGAAAGGCAUUGUGGAUGGUUUUUAGUUCACUGUUUUUCAAGGAAAUUUGAAAGAAUGGCACGAGAGGCCAUGGACGUAUGUUUACAUGGGCUAAAGGAAAGCAACAAAAGUAGGUUAAACAGCUACAGUGUCAGAAACAGUGUAUUGAUCACAUCCCAUAUUACCUUUCGGGAUUGUCGCGUUCACAGUUUUUCCGACCACCUCUCUCGCAAUAACUGUAUAUUAAUCCUUUCCACGGCUGUUAAAGACAAGUUGUUUUAAAAAAGUAUUUUGUAGUUUGGAAUGCCGAUACAACGAGCUGUCAGUAGACUGGGAGAAUGUACUAAUUUUAACGGGCCUACGGGGGUACUGUUGUAAUUAACUUACGGUUCUUUGGCACUCCGUUACUACGAUGUUACGUUGUGUCUGCGUCGAGUCUGCAUUGUGUCUUACCGUCCUUUGGCACUUCGUUACUACGACGUCUGCGUCUUAUUCCAUACUUACUUAUUAUUGCAAAUGGGGAGACAAAUAUCACUCGUUAUUAUAAAGCUACUUAAGACUGUUUUCACCCUGCGAUUAGUCAAUUUGCGGUCCAUAACCUACUGUAGGGACCAAAAAAAAAAUCAAAUCAAAUACUCAUUUUUAUCUCGAGAAAUGUAUUUACAUUCGGCGGAGCUAAACGUAGUGGCAGUGACAGAGAAUGUAAAUACUUUCCUAUUGGUAUGAACGCACGUGAGCCGUUAUGGCGUUAAUUGACUCUAUUGUUAUUAGGUAUAUAAGGUUUUGACAGUUGUAAUAUGUAUUCAUCUCAGCUCUCGAACUAUCAACUUUUAUUUUUAUAUCUUACUUUAUUCAUCUAUCGAUUGAUUUUUUACCUUUAACCCCCAGAGGUUGUGCGACCGCAUCGGUUGGGGAAUACGUUCCCAAUUUUUUCCCAUUGGGUUUUUGGGUUUUCGCAUCAGGCGGCGCACGUGAAUAGUUUAGCCUGAGUGACUUUAUUUAGGGAUAUUUGUAUGCCAUUCUUUCGUUAUGAUGUUGAACUUUGUAUGAUAUUUGGACGGCAUUAAACACUCAGGCUCCUUAGUUCGAGCUGCACACCCAUUCCCGUCUCUUAGUCGUGAAUAUAAAUAGGAAAAAUAUUUUAAACAAAGAAUAUGUCUGUAAACCCUGAGAACUUAGAUGAUGACUUCGCCCCUCCACGUUUUUACCUGUGUUUAUUUGAGAACGAAGCAGAUGAAGAAACUGGUUCGUUAUCUUACCUAAGAAGAAAAUUUUAGUCAGUAAUCGAAAAUUUAAACGAGGGUCAAGGUUCUGAAGGUUAAGAAGACGAGAAUGGACUGGAAGAGAUUUGAGACGUUUCCCUAAAGAAUAAGAAGCGAAUCAUUCAACAAUGAUGCCAAACCCACCUUGACAAGCUUCUACUUUGUAAUGUGCUAUUUUUUUCGUGUGCCAAUAAAAACUUUCUUUUUCUGAAGCCUAUCAAAUUACUGUCACAUCGCUUGUCCUGCACUUGUUUCCGGUCCCCAAACAGGAAGUCAUACAACAUACAUCUUGUUAGCCUCGUUUUCUCGGUCCGUAUUUUAAAUUAAGGAACCUUGUUUUCUUUCGAUCAAUUUAUGGCCCAAACGGGAAUAAAUCGAUGAAAAGCCUUGGUCCGUAAUUUACAGUACCGAGACCAAAACGAGGCUAAUAUGCAAGAGGUAAUUAUACCGGAAAGCUCGUUAUUCAGGCGGGUUUCCUAUUCUCCUUAAGUUUUUUCUUCUUAUCAAAAAAUUCAGUAGGCAAAUUUUCAGAUGAGAAUACAUUUUACAGUACUUGGUAGGGCGUUUUUUUACCUGAGUGCCUUGCUUGGGAGACUGGACGACCACUCCCUACGUAAUCGACGUUAGGUGCUAUCUUCUAUCUCUGUUUGUAAUCAAGUCCAGAUAUUACGCGUACUCUGAUUGGUACUCUGAUUGAUUACUCUGAAAAAGGGUGCUUUAUGAGAUAUUAAACACGAAGCUAAAGCUGUCACGCAAUCUGCCAAUAAUUUGUUUUAAAAAUUAGGAAGUAACCCGAGGGGAAUUUAACGGAUUCUUUAUCAUAAGGCAAAUAAAGAAGCUUUGACUGCGCUCUGUUCUGUAGUAAAGCACUUAAGAGGCGGCUAGAGUACUUAAGAAGUAGGGAGAAACACUCAACUACGUUUUUCUCGUUUGCUCCUACACUUCUUGAGUGCUCUAGCCGCUUCCUAAGUGCCUUACAACAGAUCAAAGUACAGUCUAGGCUUCUUUAUUUGUUAAUAGGGACUUUAAGAUCCAACGACGCGACGGCAAUGAGAACGUCGCUCAAAAAGUGAAUUUGCGUUCUUUCAGUCUAUAUUGCAGUUAUUCCUACCCACUUACUUUGUCAAAUGUAGGCGAAUCCUCCUGGAGUUGAAUUCGUAGGCAACAUAUCCGAGUACAGUAGGAGAAAUAAAAUUUCGUCGUUGCUUGUUUACGUCCUCCAUAAAACGCGAAAUUACGCAUGUUCACGUCGUAGUCGUGCAAAAACGGGCAGAGAAAUGUACAAAAAAGCAUGGUGCACGUGCAAAGUUGUUGUUUUGCUAAUCAAACCUAUUGUUUUUUUGACGUUCUCGUUACCGACCGCGUCGUUGGAUCUUAAAGUCCCUAAUUACUUUUAGUGUACAACAACCAGCCAUCCCUGAAGGCCCCAAGAGAGUUCGCCUGUCGCAGCUCAGUAGGAAGGCUAUUCCAAAGAACUGCUCCGGAGGAACUGAAACUAUUUUUCAUAAAGUUUGAAAAAGGAAGAGGAAUAUUGAGUUUGCUGUUGGUGUCUCUUAAAGAGCAAGUGGAGAUAUUGCAAUGAUAGUUAGCUUUCUACUCACCUUCCUCGACCUUUAUGUAAAGUUUCCCGGCAGUCCAGAAACUAUAAGGGAAUUAGCAUAAGCUUUAGGCGCAACGAUUUCUGAGGUCGUAUGGGAAGACAAGCGUUACUUAUGAUUGGUUAAUGGUUGCCUUGAAUACCAUCGACCAAUCAGAACUAACAUUUGUCCACCAAAACGAUCCCAGAAAUCAUUACGUCGAAAGCUUGUACCCAUUAUCCUUGUAGUCGUAGGAGUGAGGAACUGAUUAUGCAGAAAUAAAUACAGAAAAGGUCAUCAAAGUUAAAAAUGCACGCAACUUAUGCAGUUGCGAAAAGAAAGCCUGAAAAAAUUCGGGGUUGCAGAGAUUCGAACCCUGACCUCUGCGAAAUUUGAGUAAAAGCAAGAGAGUAUCGUAAGAGGGUGAUUGCCGCUGUUGUUGAACUCUUUUCUUUUUCAUUGUCGUAAUCCUCAACAGCUUCUCUAAACUACUCUUAUCCAUGACGACAGUUCCUUCGAAGGGAAAUGAGUUGACGGGACAUAGCCUGCAUGGCGUGUCUCCCUCGCGCGCCCUUUUCUUUUUCGCCCCCAUCUAGGACUAAGACGUAUUUGUUGGAUUAUAAAUAAACGCUGGCCCAUUGGCGCUCAUUGAAGCAAAACAAAAAUGACACUCCUUCCUUCUAAUUGGAAAGUUUUCGAAACAGUCAAGCAAGAUCAGUCUAUGCAAAUGCAGACAAGAGCUUGUCAUGCUUAAACGUUCUAAAUGUUAGAUUCAUCGAUGGGCCACGUCACUUAGAACACUUUGUUUCUUUGUGAAACAUGUACAGGAAUCUACAUGGAAGAGGCUUUGCAAGCGAAUGUGGCAGCAAAAAGGUAACUUAAUUAAAGAUUAGCUUCAGGGCCUUGUGUGCCUCACAGAUCGUUUCACAGAGCAUUUAUUACUACGUAGUGCAGUUUUAUCUAUAUCACUUUUGAUUUUCGGGAUUCUGAAAAAUUCCGAUCGAUGCCGACACUUUGCAACCUUCAAAGUUUACAAAAGAUUUUUAGCAAUAAACUGAUAAACAAUUCAUGAAGCAAAUAUGAUAAUUGACCUUAAAUUCUCUUAAGCUCUAUUAGCUUCUAGCUACAAGCUCAAUGUAGUUUUUAAUUCAAAGCUUCUGUCGCCAUUAGCUAAUGUGCUCGAUAUCUAGCAAAAGUCAUGACCAGAGUUGAUAAUAUCGAAAGAACGAAUAUUUUUCGCGACCCUGAGUAGUGAGGAGACAUAUGUUCAUAUUUCCGCCUCAGUGACGAAACUAGGUCGCCGGUUUUAGUCAUGAACGCCUGUGACCAGCCAGUUCAAAUACAUACACAUAUUAUAAGUCGUAGCAUACCACCCCUUUUCUGUCUACUAAAAAGGAUGUCGGCGUGUUUAUGCUUCUCUGUUGCCCUCGCUGUUAAAAUCGUAGGUGACACGGUUGAUAACCCUGCCGCAGUCAUUGCGCGUUUUAUGUGACACAUUACGGCUCUUCUGCUUUUAGUUGGCAACAACAGAUAAAAAAGCAUCCCAUUCGUCGGAAUUAGUAAAAAACUUGAGAAUUCACAAGUGAACGAAAAGCCAGUGGUCAUAUCGAUUCUAAGUGUAUACACACAAAUGAUGACUUACAAGGCCGAUAAAGCUAAUUGUCAUGGAGUCAAUAUGGAUUACCGUACUUCAACAUUGAAAAUAUAUGUAAUACUACAGGCAAUAUAAUUAUGACGACAGUUAGGGUGUGCUCAGUUAUCUUGCUUCUUAUAUCGAGUGUCGCGGUUAUGAGCAAAUUGAUAUGGUCCAUGUCUGAGUUGUUGUCAGUUUUCUUAUCUGUUUUGCACGUCAGUGUUGUGUUGCUUAGGUAGAUUUUUUUCACCACCGUAUUGUUCUCUCUGGCAUUUAAUAAACUGAUACUGAUAAACCGAUAAUUCAUAAUGCUUGGUUCUAACAAACAAUCUGGUAGUAAAUGAUUUCUGAACUUCUUAUACACUUGCUUCCAUGCAAAAAGGAAAAGUCCUGUCUCUUGUAAUUAAACCAACUAAACUCCCUAAUAUCCAGUAAAGCGGAACCUUGAGGGCUCAAUAGCUGUUCUCCUGCUAAUAUAACGCGCUCGGUUAACCAACUCAAAUCGUCAACAAAUCUUACAUCUAGUUGUUGUGUUCACUAAAUACCCUCGACAGCAAAUGUCGCGUUAAACACCCUUCUUGAAGGCAUUGGUUUUUUCUUAUCAUAGUCAUGCCAGUCAUAUUCAUACUCUCCUAAUUGUCUUAUUAAUUGUGCGGCUUGCCAACUCCUUUACGCGUGACUUCGUUUGUAAAGUUUCAUGGUCUUGUAAUCAUGAAAAUAAAAAUUAAAAAACAAAACAAAUGAAAGCAAUGACAAAGCGAGUUGAUCGUUAGUUGUGGUGUGACUCACGUUUUAUCUUUCUUGCCAAUGUAGGUUAACAAUGAAUUUCCAAGACUUGAACGUUUUCUUCUGCAUCAAAUUUGCUAAAUGGCGACUGCAUCACCUUCACCCCUGGCCAGCUCUCCAGCGAAGACAAAUGGAAACAAGCUGAGCAGGCUUCUCAUCGAUGGCGGAACAACGGUGCUGAGGAAUAUUUUCGAUCAUUAUCACCCACCUGGCAACUUGGUUUCUGACCUCAAUUUCAAUUACUCCAUUCUUAACAACCUUUUGCGUAAAAGAGUGCUAAAUGGCCAUCAGUGGGACAAACUCUUCCCCCCUGGUGGAGGGGUGCCAGACUCCAACACGUUUGACAUCACUCUUCUGUUCCUGCUGCUAACUACCAUUUGCGGCUUAUCCCCUCCCCUGACAGGAUGGCACACCAAGCCGCCCCCUGGUGAUAACACUCUUGAGGCUAACCUUGCUCGCGUUAAGUUCUUCCGGAAUGAGUUGUAUGGUCACGUGACGUCCACAGGGGUUGAUGCGACAUCUUUCUCCUCCUUCUGGCAUGAAAUAAGCAUUACUCUUCAUUCGCUGGGUUUAGAUCAAGCUGAUAUUGACAGACUGAAGGCAGAGCAUGGAACAGAGGAAGAUUACCUUGAUGCCUUAAUUGAGUGGGCUGACAGUGAAGUGGACAUAAAAACGCAGCUGAAAGACAUCCACCAGACGCAACUAAAACUCAGUAAAACAGUUGAAGAUGGCAAUUUAAACAUGGAAGAGCUACGUCAAGCCCUAAGCAAAACUCAGGAUGUUGUAGAUGAAGCAGUGGAGAUAGAACUCAAAGGACAUCAAGAAUUGAGGGCAGCACACCAGGAAAGCAUGUCACGUUUAGAGGGAGUGUGUGAGUCCCAAACUAAAACAAGCCAAGCUGUGGACGAAAUUCGUGAAUCAAUCCAAGAAGUAAAACAGGAAGUAAAAGGCUUGACGAAAAAGAAAAGCGAGCACGCAGAUGAAGUGCUUAGGACCCUUGUGAAGUUUGAAUUCAAAGGAGACAUAGAAUUUCAUGCAAAGAAAUUCCAGGAAGGAACUCGUGAGUGGAUCUUCAAGAGCAUCGAAGACUGGUUAGACGACCGGAGCUCGCCACAUCGGGCGAUGGUAAUCAGUGGAAAUCCAGGAAUGGGAAAGACUGUUAUCUCCGCUGUUGUUUCGCAAAGAAUUCAAAAAGCUGGAAGACUCUCGGGAAGCCACUUUUGUCAGCAUGACGAUUCACGCUACCGAGAUCCACAUUUAAUGCUCCAGUCUUUGGCCUGUCACUUAUGUCAAGCGAUGCCAAAUUACAAAGAUGCUCUAGUGGAACAGCUGUCAAGAAAUCUGGGUAAAGACCUCAACAACAUGGGUAUAAAAGAGCUGUUUGCGUUGCUGUUUAAAGAGCCUCUAAGCACAGUGCAAGAUCCUGAAAGAAACAUUCUAAUAGUCAUAGAUGGCCUCGAUGAAAGCGAGUACAAAGGACGCAGUGAGCUUCUACAUGUAAUCAGUAACCAUUUCUCUAUGCUUCCAGUCUGGAUCAGAAUUUUGAUCACAACUCGUCCAGAGAAGAACGUUACAGAGGCAUUGCGACAUUUGAAACCAAUAGAGCUUGAACAAAAACAAGAAGAAAACUUAAAGGACAUUCAAACCUUGUUUGAAACACAACUCAGCCUCAAAAUUGGUGAGGAGCAUAAACAUGUUCUCUUGAAAGAGCUGGUCAAGAAAUCAGAAGGCCUGUUUAUUUACGCUUACUUUAUAGUGGAUUUUAUCCAAAAGAAUGUUUCAAUUCUCACUCCUGAUCAGGUGGAAAGUGUGUUACCUUCAGAUAUUUCAUCCGUUUACUUGUCCUAUUUUACACGGUUAGAGGAUGAACUUUGCAAAGAGCUUAAUGCAGAUGAGGAACACUUUUUGCGUUUCCUGUGUGCAUUGACCGCUGCAAGGGAACCAUUACCAGUAGAAUUCAUCGCCAAAAUUCUAAACCCGGGAGGAAAAUCUUUGACUGCGCAACGAAAAAUUAACAAGGCGAUAUCUUGCAUCUCUACACUGUUACCAGUUCGGGAGGGUCGUCUUCACUUCUUUCACAAGUCAAUCAAGGACUGGCUAGUAGCAUCAUCGCCCUAUGAACCACAUGAUUUCACCGUGGACGAGAAAGAAGGUGAUACUGUCCUUUCUGAUCUGUGUGCUUCUGAACUCGAUAGCUUGCAGCGAAAAGGGGUUCAUGGCAAACAGUUUUCGAAUACUGAAACAUAUGCUUUGCAUCAUGGUACUCAGCACAUGCUUGAGGUCACCGAUCAUGACUGCGCUGACAAAUCAAGAACCAAUAGUGUCACAGUAGAACAGGUGUACCGAUACGCAACAGAAGUCGAACUUAUUUAUGCAAAACUUUGUGUUAAGAGCACAUCAGCUAUAGAAGAUCUUCUCAGCCUCCACCGUGAGAAUUCCGGAAUAGUAAGCGAGGAAAAAGAUUUUGUUGUGACUUCUCUCCUAAGUCUUCUGAGAAAACACUCUUACAUCUUGUUUGAUUACCCUCACCUAUUUUUCCAGUGUUUGAUUAACGAAGGUACCCAUGGAUUAUCGUCUACAGCAGCAGGUAUUGUUAAGUCAUCAACUCCAAAGGUGCCAUACAUGAAGUAUUUAGACAAUGAGAAACAAAAGGGAGCCGUUCAGGGACGAUUUUACUGUUCAGAUAAAAUCGCAUGUUUUGAUAUUUCACCUAAAUUGGAUUACAUGGUAUGCGAGUGUCGAGAUGAAACAAUCCAUCUUUUUUCCCUGCUGACUGGUACCAAAGUAUGGGUUCGUCCAUCGUUAACAAACAGAAGGUAUAGUUCCAAAGAGGCAUAUGCGGGUACUGGUGCAUAUCGACAAACUGGGCAUUUUCUGUCAUUUUAUCAUUCUGUCACAUUUCAUCCAAAUGGGAAGUCGGUAAUACCAGGAACUCUUAAAUAUGUUUACACCAUUAGUGGAGAUAGGGAAGAACUUUUUGUGGACAGUGACUGCACAUUUUCAUAUUGC
Porites lobata is the source of this 14058-nucleotide messenger RNA. The record is from the annotation of a GenBank genome assembly. NCBI's taxonomy places the organism in Eukaryota, Metazoa, Cnidaria, Anthozoa, Scleractinia, Poritidae.